Molecule: messenger RNA, 2046 nt
Organism: Pseudomassariella vexata
Lineage: Eukaryota; Fungi; Ascomycota; Sordariomycetes; Amphisphaeriales; Pseudomassariaceae
Exons: 3
Coding region: 1-2046 (681 amino acids)
Biological process (GO): DNA-templated transcription
Molecular function (GO): DNA binding; zinc ion binding
Source: RefSeq, a predicted model, not a curated record
AUGCAGCUAUACUGGAGAAAAUAUUGGGAUGAGGACUAUGUGCGAAGUCUAGAGGACCAGGUGCAAUCUUUGCUCGGCGUGCUCAAGGCUGAAGGCAAAGAGAAACCCGACGUUGCCUCAGCUGGUAAUUUGCAAACUGCUGGUGUCGAGUCACAGGUAUCUCAUAUAGUUCAUCCUAACUCCGUCGAGCCUUUGCCUCGGCCCGAUGGUCUCCUACAUAAUCACGGCGUUAGUCAGCAUUCGACUUUGCCGACUCCCGAGAAACCCCGGCCUGCCAUGUCACAAGAAAGAUCCGAAGCUGCCAUAGAAGAGUUGAGUGUCAUGAUGUGGAGAACAAACAUAGGCGAUGGUGUGACCAUCAUCAGCGACGACUCGACAGGCUCACAGCAUUUGAUAGAAAAUACUUCAAGCCGACUUAGGGAUGGUAUCCCUGCCACCACCCCUGAUGCCAUAUUGGCCUACAGCAAAGAGCCAUCAUUGAUGCAAAGCCUGGCGAUCGCUUUCCUAGAGAAUGUUAACAGCGAACACCAGUUCACCUCGUACAGGCUCAAUGACCUCAGCUUCCUUGCAGGCUACCCUCACCAGCGCCCCGACCUGGCUUUUCUGCACAGUGCCGUCCUUGCCACUGGCGCAGCCUUCUCCAGAAGACAGGACUCAGUCGCUGCCGGUGAGGAGUUCGCCCGCUUCGCGGAAAGCCUGGUAUUUACCUGCUGCCACGAGGCUCCCAGCGUGGCCGUGGUUCGCGGGCUCUGCAUCCUUUCUUGGCGCUCCCUAGCUCUAGGGCGUGAUCACUUUGGCUGGCUCUUCAUCUCGAUGGCAGCAGGAAUAUGUGUGCACCUUCGCUUGCACGUCCUGGCUUUGGACGAGUGCGCGGCGAGGUCUUGGGAGCCGGAUCCCGAGCAUAUCCGGACCUUCUGGAUGUUCUACAUCAUCGAUCGCACGGCUAUCUCGAUCCUUGGACGGAACUGUGUGCUGCCUUGGCGGCGAGCGAAUGUUCCUAGCUUUGAGAUGACGCUGGGGGACUUAGCGGUGGCCGAUAUUGCUCAGGUAUCGUUUGCUUGGCAGUGUAGGUUGUGGUACUUGCAUGACAGGAACAUGGACCAAAUAUUCUCCUCGGCCUUUGAAACCAUGAGCGGCCCCCAGCAGAUCCAACUGCUUGUCUCGACACACGACGCCCUCAAUACCUUCUUUCAUGCCCGUGACUCACGACUUAACUUCUCAUUCUCGAGGCAUCAUGGAUGCAGUGUAUCCAAACACGUCUUGUUCUUCCACAUGGCGUACCAGAUGGCUCUGCUCAUUACUCUGCCUCCAUUCCUACGAUGCUUUGUUACUCGAAGUAAAACGAACACACCGCCCCAAGAAAAACAAGACCAGGAGCUCAGAACAACAGUAGACGAAGACCCCAAACUAACCGCCAUGCCCCUAAUCCUCCGCUCCCUUACCAGUGCAGCCUCAACAAUGGUUCGUCUAAUCCGAGCGUACCGCGACCAGAACCAAGACUACGACUCCAAAUGCUGGCGAGCCCCCAACCCAGUCAUCAUCCAUCACCUCCUCAGCGCAGCCAUUGUGCACCUGAUGAACGCCACGAGCCGGUCCGACGAUGCCCUGCGGCGGCAGAGCGCUCACUGGCUGCGCGUGUGCAUGGAGCUCUUAGCGCAACUGCGGGCGGGCGCAUGGCGUGCCAGAGCGGACAAGAGUAUCAGGGUCAUUCGCGUGCUGGCGCAACGAUGGGGUGUGCUGGGGGCGUUGCCGAUGCGGUUUAGUUACCGGGUUGAACCUGAGGGGUCGGGGACGCAGGAGGGUGUAUGGGCGGGCGAUGUCAAUGAUGGUUGUGGGAAUGGGGUGGAGUCAACAGCUGCAUGUGGUGCAGGUGGUUCCAAAUUAAAGGGAGCUGAAUUUCAGUCGAGAAGUAACUUAGAGCGAAUAUUCCAGGGCUUCGAACCUAGCUUGUUCGACAUAGCGGGUGCAAACCUCGACGUUGACUCUGAGGCUAUGUGGGAGUUUGGUGGGUUGAGUAACUGCGAUGACUUCAAUUGGCUAAUAUAG